CCGGUAUUGCAUUUUUACUAAAGUUUACCAUAAAAUUCGUCUGUUAUUAUGUAAAAUGUAGUGGGACUUUAAUCCGAUGUGUAUCUGCAAGUAUUUGUCUGGUUUUGUAAGUAUUUAGAACAAAUUGUUGCAGAGCAUUGGGUUUGCUUUCGGAUGAUGGCUGCACAAUCGUACGGAUUUAUCUAUGACAAGGAGUCGCCGUAAUUAGAACCAGUUGAUAACGCAUUAUUGAAGAAAUGGAGCGCCGUUCCAUAAAUUUAUUGUGUUUAAAUAUUUAAAUUUCCGCCUGAAGUAAUAAAUCUAUGCAACCGGCAUGCUUGUGUGCUUGUAGAGAAGAAUGUGGGUGUAAAACGAGCGGUGUCUUUGUAUUCGCAAGAAUGAUUCUCCAGAGCCUUUUUUUACCCCAUAAGGAAAUAAAACCUUAAAAAUGUAAGAAAAAAUACACGCUAUUAUGAUUUUUGCAAUAGCCCCAACAUCAGUAUUCAUUUGAUGACUUAAAAUAUCAAUAGAUGGAUCAUACAUAGAAAUAUGGCUGCUCUUUCAAAGUGGGUCCCGGUGGGGAUGACCUCAGACCAGCCUCAGUUCAAUCAUCUAAAGCUCACCACCAUCGACAAAAUCGGUGGCAUCUACUGCCGCAUUUGUCACACAAAAUUUGGAAAUAAAAAGGAAUAUGACACACAUUACCUAAAACAUGAUACUGGUAGCAAAGAUAUUACGUACACAUGUGUUGUUUGUUAUAAAGACAUAGUUGGCUACCCCAGUUUUCGAGGACAUUGUUACACAAUUCAUGUCAUGAAAGAUAAAUUUAGAUGCACCCAUUGCAAUAAGCAGUUUUCAAAGCAAACAGCACUCGUCAGCCAUUAUGAAUCUUUGCAUCAGUUCAAAUGUUCAACAUGCCAUGUUAGAUUCCAAUCCCAAAAAGAUCUUGCCAUGCAUCAAAUUUGCCACAAGAAUGAGCAGUGUAACCCACCUUAUAACUGUCAAAUUUGUAACAAGCAGAUUGAGGAUACGAACGAUUGCGAGCAACACAUUGAAGACCAUUGCUCCAUCUCUUACUUCUGCCCGAUUUGCGAUGAGGGCAUCAACGAAAUUCAAAACGCUACUAGUCACCUGGCUAAGCAUUUUGGCGAUGUACUUAUUGAAGACAAUGAGUCCAAUUCAGAUUCUGAGGGCCAAGAAUUUUCAAACGAUAGCUCCAUAGACAUCCUUGGCGGUAUAUUCUGUUCGAUCUGUAAAAAAACUUAUAAAGCCAGACCAGAUUUCGAUAAUCAUUUCAUGUUAGAACAUGACGAUAAAAAAAUUAUUUACGGCUGUAAUAUCUGUGCAAAAGAGUAUGACAAAUACUUUGUCUUUGCUAACCACUGCUAUAACCAUUAUACCAAAGACAAAUUCCAGUGCGAAGUGUGCUUCAAGAGCUUUCCCCGGCUGUCCCUGCUCGUGAUUCACAUGGAGGCUCACUCCAGAACGCGCGACGGCGGCUUCCAGUGCCUGCAGUGCGGACACGCGCUCCAGACUGCCAGGAGGCUCCGGGAUCACUAUAAGACCGAGCAUGACAUCUGUUACAGCCAGUGUCCGGAGGAAGGCUGCGGCAAGAUCUUCGCAACACCCAAAGAGCUGGUCCUCCACCGCAAAGAACAUGCUGGUGGCAACUGGUGCCAGCAGUGCGGCCUGCGGUUCGCGUCGCUGGCCGCCUGCCUCAAGCACGUGCCCGUGCACCGCAAGAAGCGCUACUCCUGCCCCGUGUGCAAGCGCUGCUAUGGGGAGAAGUACCUGCUCAUGAAGCAUGUGACCCAGCACUUCUCUGCCGUGCUCCACGUGUGCAAGAUCUGCGGCAAGGUGUACUCGCACCGCCACCGCCUCAUGCAGCACAUGAAGGUGCACAACGAGGCCAAGGAGCACGCCUGCGCCAUCUGCGGCAAGGGCUUCGCCAAGCUCUACCUGCUCAAGCAGCACCAGAACAUCCACUUCAACAGCAAGCCCUACAAGUGUUCCAACUGCCCCAAAACGUUCGCAAGCGUUCCGAAUCUGAGAAAGCACAUGAAGAAAAUCCACAACGUCACGCAGAUCACGUUCAACCAUUACGAAAAGCCUGCAGAAACUAGCAACGAGAAGUUGGAUGUGAGCAAUCCGUCUAGUUCGGAGAUGUCUGUCGACGCCCCGACCAGUUUGGAGGAGUCGGACGAGUCGUGCGGCUGGCGCGCUGAUGACACCUUAGAUGAGCUGAUGACCCUGGAGGAGCUGGAUCCGCUGGAUACAAGGGCUAAGGAGAUCAGCGAGAUCGAAGCCGACCUCUGGGUGCCGAGUCCGAUGAUGCCCACUGCCACCCCAGUGCCGCUCCCCGCCAGCGUGCCGUGCGAAUACGGCCCAGAACUGGUUCCUCUCGACGAGCACUGCCUACCGCACGCGCCGCCACAGCUGGUGACUCAGCCGCGUUGGCCGCCAGUCCUCACCAAACUCGCCGACUGCGCCUACGCCGACCUGGCCUACGCGGAUUUAGCAGAGGUGAUGAACGCCGAUAUCUAUUAAAUGUUUGUAAAAUUAACGGACCGUGUAGUGCUGUUUUUAAUGGGGAUCCGCGCGAAAUUUGCCGCCAGGUGGCGCAUCUGAAU
Messenger RNA from Ostrinia furnacalis (Asian corn borer), 2609 nucleotides. RefSeq names its product zinc finger protein 883. Gene Ontology annotation, biological process: regulation of transcription by RNA polymerase II. The record is from RefSeq and is a predicted model, not a curated record. The coding region runs from base 529 to 2526 and encodes 665 amino acids. Gene Ontology annotation, cellular component: nucleus. Gene Ontology annotation, molecular function: DNA-binding transcription activator activity, RNA polymerase II-specific; RNA polymerase II cis-regulatory region sequence-specific DNA binding. Lineage: Eukaryota; Metazoa; Arthropoda; Insecta; Lepidoptera; Crambidae. The transcript has 9 exons.